Messenger RNA from Spirodela intermedia, 252 nucleotides. The record is from the annotation of a GenBank genome assembly. NCBI's taxonomy places the organism in Eukaryota, Viridiplantae, Streptophyta, Magnoliopsida, Alismatales, Araceae.
AUGGAGUCCAAAGGUGGCAAAAAGAAAUCUAGCAGUAUGAGUUCCCUAGAGUAUGAAGUUCCCCUCGGAUACAGCAUCGAAGAUGUCCGACCCAAUGGAGGAAUCAAGAAGUUCCAUUCCGCCGCCUACUCCAACGUACGGAUUAGAGACCCAGCUACCUGGAUUUCAUCCUUUUUAUGCCAUAUAAUGCUGUCUGAAUUCUCACCACCUGGAUUGUUCCUUCCGUUGCAGUGUAUGAGGAAACCAUCCUGA